CUGGACCGCACCCCGGCUGGAGCUGGCGGCCACUCGCCGAGUAAAAUUACGCAAACCAGUCAGCAGUCUGAGGAAAAGGGAGGGCAGAAGGAAGAGGGGCAGAGAAAAAAGCGAUAGAAAGAGCGAGUGAAGCGGAGAAAGAGAGGGAGGAAGCGAGCGCUGUAGUUUAGCCUCAACUCCACAGAGCUGCUGUCGAUAGAAGAGACCCACGGAGACGCAGAAAGAGCCGCACGACUGUCGUUUUCCACCCCUCGACGGCGACCUGCACACAAAUAGCAGCCACCAUGUCAGCCGCUGACAAGUUCCUGUACGUGGACCGUAACAUGGUCAACAAUCCCCUGGCCCAGGCGGACUGGGCGUCCAAGAAGCUGGUAUGGGUGCCUUCAGAGCGACUGGGCUUCGAGCCGGGCUCUGUGAAGGAGGAGCGUGGAGAUGAGUGUGUGGUGGAGCUGGUGGACUCUGGGAAGAAGGUCCGUGUAAACAAGGACGACAUCCAGAAGAUGAACCCGCCCAAGUUCAGCAAAGUGGAGGACAUGGCCGAGCUGACGUGUCUGAACGAAGCAUCUGUGCUGCACAACCUGAAGGAGCGCUACUACUCAGGGCUCAUUUAUACUUACUCGGGUCUCUUUUGUGUCGUCAUAAAUCCCUACAAGAACCUGCCCAUUUACUCAGAAGAAAUUGUGGACAUGUACAAGGGCAAAAAGAGACACGAAAUGCCCCCUCACAUCUACGCCAUCACUGACACAGCGUACAGAAGCAUGAUGCAGGAUCGGGAAGACCAGUCUAUUCUUUGCACAGGAGAGUCUGGUGCUGGAAAGACAGAAAAUACCAAGAAGGUGAUCCAAUAUCUGGCUCAUGUAGCCUCUUCUCACAAGACCAAGAAAGACCAGAGCAGCUCGGUCCUGUCACAUGGUGAGCUGGAGAAGCAGCUGCUGCAAGCUAACCCCAUUCUGGAAGCCUUUGGAAAUGCAAAAACUGUCAAAAACGACAACUCCUCUCGAUUUGGAAAAUUCAUCAGAAUCAACUUUGACGUCAACGGUUACAUUGUGGGUGCCAACAUUGAAACCUAUCUGUUGGAAAAAUCCCGAGCUAUUCGCCAGGCAAAAGAUGAGAGAACUUUCCACAUCUUUUACUACAUGCUAACGGGAGCUGGAGACAAACUGCGCCAUGAUCUCCUUCUGGAAAACUACAACAACUACCGUUUCCUCUCCAAUGGCAACGUGACCAUUCCUGGGCAGCAGGACAAGGACCUCUUUGUGGAGACCAUGGAGGCUUUUAGAAUCAUGGGCAUCCCAGAGGAGGAGCAGAUCGGCAUGUUGAAGGUGGUGGCUGCUGUGCUGCAGCUUGGAAACAUGAACUUCAAGAAGGAGCGUCACACAGACCAGGCAUCCAUGCCUGAUAAUACAGCUGCCCAGAAGGUCUGCCAUCUCAUGGGUAUGAACGUGACUGAUUUCACCCGGGCCAUCCUCACUCCCAGGAUCAAAGUGGGCCGGGACUACGUGCAGAAGGCGCAGACUCAGGAGCAGGCAGAGUUUGCUGUGGAGGCUCUAGCCAAAGCCACCUAUGAGAGGAUGUUCCGCUGGCUUGUCAUGAGGAUCAAUAAAGCACUGGACAAGACCAAGAGACAAGGUGCCUCUUUUAUUGGCAUCCUGGACAUCGCUGGGUUUGAGAUCUUUGAGCUGAACUCCUUUGAGCAGCUUUGUAUCAACUACACCAAUGAGAAGCUGCAGCAGCUCUUCAACCACACCAUGUUCAUCCUGGAGCAGGAGGAGUACCAGCGUGAGGGCAUCGAGUGGAGCUUUAUUGACUUUGGCCUGGACCUGCAGCCCUGCAUUGACCUCAUCGAGAAGCCUGCUAGCCCACCUGGUAUCCUGGCUCUUUUGGAUGAGGAGUGCUGGUUCCCCAAAGCUACAGACAAGAGCUUUGUAGAGAAGGUCCUUCAGGAACAAGGCACACACCCCAAGUUCUUCAAACCCAAGAAACUGAAGGACGAGGCUGACUUCUGUAUCAUCCAUUAUGCUGGAAAGGUGGACUACAAAGCAGAUGAGUGGCUGAUGAAGAACAUGGACCCACUGAAUGACAAUGUGGCUACACUGCUGAACCAGUCUACUGACAGAUUUGUGGCAGAGUUGUGGAAAGAUGUGGAUCGCAUUGUUGGAUUGGAUAAAGUGUCCGGCAUGUCCGAGAUGCCCGGUGCCUUCAAGACUCGCAAGGGAAUGUUUCGCACUGUGGGCCAGCUGUACAAAGAGCAGCUGUCCAAACUCAUGGCCACUCUGAGGAACACCAACCCCAACUUUGUCCGCUGCAUCAUUCCGAACCAUGAGAAAAAGGCUGGUAAACUAGACCCCCACCUUGUCCUGGACCAACUGAGGUGUAAUGGUGUGUUAGAAGGUAUUCGUAUCUGCAGACAGGGUUUCCCCAACCGCAUCGUCUUCCAGGAGUUUAGACAGAGGUAUGAGAUCCUCACUCCCAAUGCUAUUCCCAAGGGCUUCAUGGAUGGAAAGCAGGCCUGUGUGCUCAUGAUCAAAAGCCUGGAGCUGGACCCAAACUUGUACCGUAUCGGUCAAAGCAAAGUGUUCUUCAGAGCUGGAGUUCUGGCUCACCUGGAAGAGGAGAGGGACAUGAAAAUCACAGACAUCAUCAUCAGCUUCCAAGCUUGGUGCAGGGGUUAUGUGGCCCGCAAGGCCUUUGCCAAGAGACAGCAGCAGCUUACUGCAAUGAAAGUCAUCCAGAGGAACUGCGCUGCUUACCUCAAACUAAGGAACUGGCAGUGGUGGAGGCUCUUCACUAAAGUGAAACCUCUGCUCCAAGUGAGUCGACAGGAGGAGGAGAUGCAAGCUAAAGAUGAAGAGCUGCAUAAGGUUAAGGAGAAGUUUGUCUAUGCAGAGCAGCAACUGAAAGAGAUGGAGGACAAGCAGAGGCAGAUAAAUGCUGAGAAAAUGGCUCUUCAAGAGCAGCUUCAGGCAGAAACAGAGCUGUGUGCUGAAGCAGAGGAGAUGAGAGCCCGACUGGCUGCAAAGAAACAGGAGUUGGAGGAGAUCCUUCAUGACCUGGAGGCCCGUGUGGAGGAGGAGGAGGAGAGGGCUUCUCAGUUGACAACAGAGAAGAAGAAAAUGCAGCAGAACAUUUCUGACUUGGAGCAGCAACUGGAUGAAGAGGAAGCAGCCAGACAGAAGCUGCAGCUGGAUAAAGUCACUCUGGAAGCCAAGAUGAAGAAGAUUGAAGAUGAUGUGAUGGUUCUAGAGGAUCAAAACACCAAACUUAACAAGGAGAAGAAAAUGCUCGAAGAGAGGAUCUCUGAGUUCACCACAAACCUGGCAGAAGAGGAGGAAAAGUCAAAGAGUCUUCAGAAACUCAAGACCAAACACGAGGCCAUGAUCACAGACUUGGAGGACCGCCUGCGCAGAGAAGAGAAGCAGCGCCAGGAGCUGGAGAAGAACAGACGUAAACUUGAGGGAGACUUUACUGAGGUCCACGACCAGAUUGCAGAACUGCAGGCCCAGAUCGCUGAGCUCAGGGCUCAACUGGCAAAGAAGGAGGAGGAACUGCAGGCUGCCCUUGCCAGGAUUGAAGAAGAGGCUGCUCAGAAAAACAUGGCCCAGAAAAAGAUCCGCGAACUGGAGGCUCAGCUGACAGAGCUGCAGGAGGAUCUGGAGCUGGAGAGACAGGCUCGGGCCAAAGCCGAAAAGCACCGCAGAGACCUGGGGGAGGAACUCGAGGCCCUCAAGACUGAACUAGAGGACACGCUGGACUCCACUGCAGCCCAACAAGAACUCAGGACCAAACGUGAGACUGAGGUGGCUCAACUAAAAAAGACCCUAGACGAGGAGGCAAAGGUUCAUGAACAACUGCUGGGCGAGAUGAGGCAAAAACAUGCUCAGGCCUUUGAUGAACUCAACGAGCAGCUUGAGCAAGCAAAGAGGAACAAAGUGUCUGUGGAGAAGGCCAAGCAGGCUCUAGAGUCUGAGAGGAAUGAACUUGCAAUCGAGCUGCAGACGCUGAUGCAGGGCAAAGGAGAAUCUGAGCACCGCAGGAAGAAGGCUGAGGCCCAAGUCCAAGAGCUGCAGCUCAAGUACACUGAGAGUGAGCGCAACCGAGUGGAGCUGGCUGAGAAAGUGGCCAAAAUGCAGGCAGAACUAGAUAAUGUCAACACUUUGCUGAGUGAUGUGGAGGGAAAGUCCAUAAAAGCGACCAAAGACUGCUCUGCUGUGGAGUCCCAGCUGCAGGAUGUCCAGGAAGUGCUUCAAGAGGAGACCCGUCAGAAGUUGUCCCUGGGCACUCGUCUGCGGCAACUGGAGGAGGAACAGAACAACCUGAAGGAACAGCUGGAGGAGGAAGAGGAGGCCAAGAAGAACGUGGAGAAGCAGCUGCUCACAGCUCAGGCCCAGCUUGCUGAUUUGAAGAAAAAGCUGGAGCAAGAUGCCAAUAGUCUGGAGUCUACUGAAGAGGCAAAGAAGAGGUACCAGAGGGACCUGGAGACCGCAAAUCAGCGCCUGGAAGAGAAAUGUGCUGCUUUUGAGAAACUGGACAAGACCAAAACUCGCCUUCAGCAAGAGCUGGAUGACAUGCUGGUGGACCAGGACCACCUGAGGCAGAUUGUCUCCAACCUGGAGAAGAAACAGAAGAAGUUCGACCAGAUGCUUGCAGAGGAGAAGAACAUCUCUGCCCGUUAUGCAGAAGAACGUGACCGUGCUGAGGCAGAGGCCCGUGAGAAGGAAACCAGAGCUCUGGCUUUAACUCGAGAUCUGGAGUCGUUGAUGGACCUGAAAGAAGAACUGGACCGCAGCAACAAACAGCUCAGAGCAGAGAUGGAGGAUCUAGUGUCCUCAAAGGAUGAUGUUGGCAAGAAUGUGCAUGAGCUGGAGAAGUCCAAGCGCACUCUGGAGCAGCAGCUGGAGGAGAUGAAGACUCAGCUGGAGGAGCUGGAGGAUGAGCUCCAGGCCACUGAGGACGCCAAACUGAGACUGGAGGUCAACAUGCAGGCCAUGAAGGCUCAGUAUGAGAGGGACUUGGCAGGACGUGAUGAGAUGGGAGAGGAGAAGAAGAGGGCUCUGGUCAAACAGGUGAGAGAGAUGGAACUGGAGCUGGAGGAUGAAAGGAAACAGCGCUCUGCAGCUGUGGCCGCUCGAAAAAAAAUGGAGCUGGAUCUAAAGGAGCUGGAGGCUGCCAUCGAAACGGCUAACAAGAACAGAGAUGAAGCCCUCAAACAGCUCAAGAAACUGCAGGCCCAAAUGAAAGAUCUGAUGAGGGAGCUGGAGGACACCCGCAUGUCCAGAGAGGAGAUCCUUGCCCAGAGCAAAGAGACUGAGAAGAAGCUGAAGAGCAUGGAGGCCGAGAUGAUCCAGAUGCAGGAGGAGCUGGCCUCUGCAGAAAGAGUGAAGAGGCAGGCCCAACAGGAAAGGGACGAGCUCCAGGAUGAAAUUAACAACCAGGCUGCUAAGAAUGCGCAGGCAGCCGAGGAGAGGAGGCGUCUGGAGGCUCGUAUCGCUCAGCUGGAGGAAGAGCUUGAGGAGGAGCAAUGCAACACCGAGCUGGUCAAUGACAGGCUCAAGAAAGCAAUGCUUCAGACUGAUCAGAUGAACGUGGAGUUGACAGCAGAGCGCAGCACUUGUCAGCGUGUGGAGGGGGCACGGGCCCAACUCGAACGCCAGAAUAAGGAGUUGAAAUUGAAACUUCAGGAGUUGGAGGGGACAGUCAAGUCAAAGUACAAGGCCAACAUGGCUGCUUUGGAGGCUAAGAUCGCCCAGCUAGAGGAGCAACUUGACAUCGAGACCAGAGAGAGGCAGGCAGCCACAAAGCUUGUGAGACGCACCGAGAAGAAGAUGAAGGAGGUGAUUCUGCAGGUGGAUGAUGAGAGGCGCAACUCGGAGCAGUACAAAGACCAGGCUGACAAGUUGAACUCUCGCAUGAAGCAGCUGAAGCGUCAGCUGGAAGAGGCCGAAGAGGAGGCCCAGAGAGCCAACGCCAACCGACGGAAACUGCAAAGGGAGCUUGAGGAUGCCACGGAGUCUGCAGACGCCAUGAACCGUGAGGUGACCAGCCUCAAAAACAAGCUUAGGCGUGGAGACCUUCCCACCUUUGGUGUGCGCCGUACUAUUCGCACUGGCAUAGAGAGUGAUGAGGAGAGCGAAGCUAAAAGCGAGACCCCUGAGCCCAAGCCUGAGUGAAACGGCGCCAUCUAUAAUCCACACAACUGAACUGCAUUAUAAAUGAACAUUACUGUACAAGCUCAUAAGAAAAGAAGAUAUCAUUAAACUAGUGUCUGGGAUCUUUCCCUGGAAAUCUAUACCUGUGAGCAUCUGUCACCUUAGACAAUCUAUGCAUACACCACACACUUUCAUUACAGAGACUCCAGCACACAGGGACAAUCAUUACACAACAUGAUACCAAUACUUCCAAGACUUUAGCUUGUCUAUUUGCUCGACUUUUCAUUUUCUGGGAAAAGUAAUUAUACUAUUUUUAUAAGGAACCUUGCAAUUAUGAGUAGUCUGAACUAUCUAUUUUUCUAAUUUGAAGAAGGUUAAAGAAAGAAGACAGAUUUCCUGGAAGGGGACCAAAGUAAUAUCUCAAAAUAGAUUUGUAUUUUAAAGUUUUUAUAAUGGUUAAAAAUGGAAGAGCUUUUUUUUCUUGCUCCUGCUCCUCGCCUCAGAUUAUUAUGAAGGUUUAUACGCUGAAAUGUAUUCUUAACUUAGCUGCACUCGCUUUUCAGCCUAUUAUAUGCACCUAUGGAAACAUUUUUGAGGCCGAAUGAAGACUGUUGACUGUGCUGAAUUUAAUAAUUUUGCACUGAGAUAAAAAAAAAAAAUCCAUCUAAACCACUGCCAUUUACAUGUUUCCUAUGUCAAUUCUCACUAUGGCCUUAACAUGUGGCUACAUUCCACUGGGCAGAAAUGUUUGGCUGUGUGUUUUUCUGGACAUGAAUUGAUUUGUAUGUUUAUCAGUGUUUAUUGUUUAGGUUAAAGGUUAAAGGUGAAUGGGAGGUGGUGGAGGGUAGACUCUGACUCACUGCACACUGUAUUCCCAGGGCACGCUUGGCGAGAAAUGCGAUUUUGUCAUAGGCCAAAGGCACAUUUAAAAUAACAUUCACUGUAAGACAUUUUUUUAUGAAGGGGAAAAACAAGCUGUAUCCCCAAGAUGCUUUUGGCUCACACUGCUGGGAAGUGAGAGGAAAUGUGUUAUUCAAAACAGCUCACUCUUUCGCACUUAAAGGAAUAUAUGGAAAAAUAUGCAUCUUCUCCUUUCUGUGUCUGUCUGCUCUUGGAAUCAAAAUCCUACUGUGUUAUAACGAUUAAAGAGGCUUUCGAAACUG
Molecule: messenger RNA, 7309 nt
Organism: Boleophthalmus pectinirostris (great blue-spotted mudskipper)
Lineage: Eukaryota; Metazoa; Chordata; Actinopteri; Gobiiformes; Gobiidae
Product: myosin-9
Exons: 41
Coding region: 285-6167 (1960 amino acids)
Cellular component (GO): myosin complex
Molecular function (GO): ATP binding; cytoskeletal motor activity; actin filament binding
Source: RefSeq, a predicted model, not a curated record